Molecule: messenger RNA, 1887 nt
Organism: Cantharellus anzutake
Lineage: Eukaryota; Fungi; Basidiomycota; Agaricomycetes; Cantharellales; Hydnaceae
Exons: 10
Coding region: 190-1887 (565 amino acids)
Cellular component (GO): Cdc73/Paf1 complex
Molecular function (GO): DNA binding; RNA polymerase II C-terminal domain phosphoserine binding
Source: RefSeq, a predicted model, not a curated record
AUUAAUGACAAACGAACGCUCCAGGCUGGUAUUGAGUGACAGCGGGCGCUAUUACCAAAAAUCCGAAGUAUGAACGCGCGAGCAAGCGGGUGAGUGAUAGCCGCAGAAGCCGUGCAUCAUCAACCGGUAAUCCCCGGCUUAAUCAACAACAACCACCACUCUAGUUUCCACAAUCACCUGGUGCUCCACAUGGCCUCCUCUGACGAUGAUCACUUUGACCUCGGUGACGAGUUGCUUGCGCUUGCUGGUGACUCAGAAUCUAACAAGCCGCGGAAGAAACGCGCAGCUCCAACAUCCAAAGGCGCUUCAUCAUCCAAGCGGCGCAAACAAGAAGUACCCGUGCAAUCUGACGAGGAUGAGCCUGAGAGUGAAGAAGACGAAUCGAAUCCAUACCCCCUGGAUGGCAUAUACAAGGAUGAACUUGACCGCCAACGCCUAAUGCAGAUGAACGAAAUUGAACGGGAACAAAUUCUGGCCGAGCGACGUGAACAGCAUCAAAAACUCCUUGAUAAGAUGAACCUAGAGCGACUACUGAAGGCCAAACGUAGAGACCAAAAUUCUCCAGAUGAUGAUAAAGUUUCAUCGGCUGCCAAGCGGAAACACACUGCCACUGGGAGAACUCAAGAGAAAGCUAGAGGACUGGCUGCACUUACUGAGAAACGACGGGCUAAGAAGGAACUAUUUUCAUCAUUCUCACGACCAAUUUCACAACGGCGAACUCGUCCCCAGGGCGAGAAAGAUGAAGAUUCACCGAAGCGAACUAAAAGGGAAUCCUCUUCGGAAGAAUACUCUGAUGAAGAUGGAGAAGCCAACAAAGAGGAGCCGCGUGAAGAGAAGGAAAGACCAGAGGUCGUUGAGGAAAUCGGUGUUGAUGACUUGUCUAAGGCAAGAAUAACCCGAGACAUGCUGGCUAAAUACUGUUUCCGGCCGUGGUUUGAAGAGCUUGUCAAAGGCGCUUGGAUAAGAUACAAUUUUGGGCCGGACCAAUCUGGUCGCCCUACUUACCGUAUAUGUGAAGUUGUCGAUGUGGGGGUUCAUCUGAUUCCUCCUUACAACCUCGACGACAAAACUAGGAUCAACAAGCAAUUGGAACUAAAACAUGGCUCAUUGCAAAAAUGCUGGAAUAUGGAUAGGGUUUCCAAUGGUCCCUUCCCACAGGACGAAUUUGACAGUCUUAUGCGACAUCUCAAAAGAGAUGACGUUAAUCCGCCUAGGAAAAGCGCUUUGGAGAAAAAGCACCAGCAGAUCCUAAUGUAUUCCAAGCAGACGAUGACAGAGAGUGACCUCCAGGCUAUGCUGAGAGCCAAGAACGAAGUCCUGGAUAAUCGUCCGUCCUUCCAAACCUUGCUUGCGAGGAAAGCUACUCUUAACCAACAGCUCACUCUUGCUCAAAAUCGGCGAGACCAAAAGGAAAUCGGGCGCAUCGAAGGCGAACUCGCUGAGCUCUCCUCUGACGCCACUAAGCGCGGCGAGAUGGCUGAUCGUACAACGAUCGUUAAUGAACGUGAUAGGAAGGCGAACCUUGAGUCAAUACGGAACCAAGAGGAAGCAGAAAGAGAAAGACGGCGUAAGGCCGCGCUCGGUGCUUCAAUGGUUGCCAGUCAGAACGGGUCCAGAUCCGGAUCCCCGUUUAUCAAAGCGGAUCUUAGUGCAAGAGUUAAAACUAUGCCGAAGUUGGUGCACGAGAUGAAGUCCAGGGCUAACAUGGUCUUGGUCACCGUGUUGAUGCCUGUCUCCAGCCGGGCUGGGACCCCGAAUGUGGAUGGACCUACAAAAGACGCGAAAACUACACCAUUCUCAUCGUCAAUUGCUGAUACGCCUGCACUCUCUUCCAAUUCCUUCGAUGCUUUGACAAGUUCCAUUGAGCUUGACUUGGGCGACUUCUGA